Periophthalmus magnuspinnatus is the source of this 915-nucleotide messenger RNA. It is a transcript of the gene tmem167a, whose product is annotated as transmembrane protein 167A. The record is from RefSeq and is a predicted model, not a curated record. Gene Ontology annotation, biological process: intracellular transport; protein secretion. The coding region runs from base 90 to 308 and encodes 72 amino acids. The transcript is spliced from 4 exons. Lineage: Eukaryota; Metazoa; Chordata; Actinopteri; Gobiiformes; Gobiidae.
CACUGGCGUGCUGACGUAAAUGCGUAGCAGAGUUACGCAACGUAAGAUCGCCAAAGGGAAGUGUGAUGUGGCUCUGAAUCGCAACAAAAAUGUCUGCCAUUUUCAACUUCCAAUCACUUCUUACAGUGAUUCUUCUCCUGAUUUGUACCUGUGCCUACAUCAGAGCUCUGGCCCCCAGCCUUCUUGAUAAAAAUAAGACUGGACUCCUAGGUAUUUUCUGGAAAUGCGCCAGAAUAGGAGAGCGAAAGAGUCCUUGGGUGGCCUGCUGUUGUGUCAUCAUGGCUUUUAGUAUAUUGUUUUUGCAGUAACAAAAGACAUAUCCAAUAUGGAAAUGUAAUAACUGUAUAAAGCACCAAACAUCGAAUUCUAGUCACACACAACAACUUUGCAGGCUGUGAUUAGUAAAAUAAAAAUGGAGCCCUGCCAUCACUCCCCACCAAGCGCACACUUCUAUGUGCGUCCGCAGAAGAGAAGAGAAAGCCCAGUACAAGUGUGUAUUUAUCAGACUUGUGUGUCUACUAAUGCAAAGCAUUAACAAUAUGUGAACAAUGGGGGCCAAUUAAUUCAUUUAUCUGCUUUAUGCAAUUGUUGUUAUUCACCACCUUCUAUCACAUUUAUGGGGAUCAAGAUAUGUUGAAACAUUUUAGGAAGAUGCCAAUGCUUAAUUUUACUUUAGAAGCUCCCAUAAAAAUUAGUGAACAUUUGAGCCAAAUGUUUACACUUUUUAGUUCUAUUAAUGUAUGAAACAUUUGAAAUGACCAUCCCUCAUAUUGUAUGCCUUCAUGUUAAUAGGUGUUGUUAGAAAAUGGUAAUAAGUUUGUCCACGGAAAAGAACAUUUCCCCUAACAGCCAUGAAAUUGUUUUGUAUUUGCUGAAAGGGGGUUGUUUUAAAGUCCAAUUUGUCACUAUUUAUUA